This is a messenger RNA of Pogona vitticeps (central bearded dragon), 1951 nucleotides long. RefSeq names its product alpha-methylacyl-CoA racemase (gene AMACR). Gene Ontology annotation, cellular component: mitochondrion. Gene Ontology annotation, biological process: bile acid metabolic process. Lineage: Eukaryota; Metazoa; Chordata; Lepidosauria; Squamata; Agamidae. Gene Ontology annotation, molecular function: alpha-methylacyl-CoA racemase activity. The record is from RefSeq and is a predicted model, not a curated record.
UAUUUAUUAGAAAUGGAUGACCUUUCCAAGCAAAGCAAUUCAUUGUGAGGGAACCACGGGGCCCAGUAGAUAGCUCAGAGAGUUAAAGAGCCAUUGAUUGGAAGUUCAAUUCCCCACUAUGCCUCCCAGAAGACCCACCUGUGUACUGUAUCUUUAGCCAAGGUGCACAGUCUCACCACGCUCCCAGAAAAGGGGGGAAUGGUAAACCUGAGUGCCCUGCUCUCCCCUGGAAAACGUCAGGAUCCAUUUGACCUACAAUUUGCUCGCUCCUGUGCCGUGCUUGAUUCUGCUUGUUUCAACGUAAAAAAAGCCCAACACCAUUCUGGUUAGUACAAGCUGAAUGUUUCAGAAGUGAAGAGCGCUCCGUGUAUUGAGCGUGGCUUCCUCGGAUUGCAAUUGCGGUGUCUCGCUUUCUCCACAAACGCGGCUCUUAACCCACGCCCUACUUUCCCAAUGUGUGAAACCGGCCGACCCGCAGGAUUCUCUCCUGCCCAGGCCUUUCGGGCGGACGCUGGAAACUCAGCCCACGCUAGGAGGCGACAAGCCAGGCUCGGGAGGUUAGACCAGCCGGGGGCCUGCCGCCUUGUUGGUCGCGUCUUUCCUCCCUUGCCGAGGCCUUCCUCCUCAGUCGUGAUGGCGCUGCACGGGGUGCGGGUGCUGGAGCUGGCGGGCCUAGCGCCGGCCCCGCUCUGCGGCCUCGUCUUGGCCGACUUCGGGGCGCAAGUCGUACGCGUCGAUCGCUCGCCCCGCACCGCCGUGGCCACGGACGUCCAGGGGCGCGGGAAGCGCUCGCUGGCGGUGGAUCUCAAGCAGCCGCUGGGUCCUGCGACGCUGAGGCGGCUCUGUCAGAAGGCAGACGUGCUGAUCGACCCUUUCCGAAUAGGUGUAUUGGAAAAACUGGGUCUUGGUCCAGAUAUUCUCUGUCAGGAUAACCCCAAACUCAUCUAUGCUAGGCUAACUGGAUUUGGCCAUGCAGGAAAAUAUGCCAAGAUGGCAGGUCAUGACAUCAACUAUUUGGCAGUGUCUGGUGUGUUGUCAAAACUUGGCAGAAAAGACGAAAAUCCUUAUGCUCCUAUCAAUCUUUUGGCUGACUUUGCUGGUGGUGGUGUUAUGUGUGCGAUGGGCAUCGUUAUGGCACUCUAUGAACGUGUAACAUCUGGAAAAGGGCAAGUUAUUGAUUCAAGCAUGGUAGAAGGUACAGCAUACUUAAGUUCUUUCCUGUGGAAAUCUCAAAACAUAGGCCUUUGGAAUAGACCUCGUGGGGAGAACCUGCUGGAUAGUGGUGCCCCUUUUUAUGAAACCUACAAGACUGCAGAUGGAAAAUACAUGGCUGUUGGUGCUCUUGAACCACAGUUCUAUGCGCAAUUAAUUAGUGGUCUAGGACUAGAUUCUCGUAAACUUCCCAGCCAGAUGAGUUUCUCUGACUGGCCUGAAAUGAAGAAGAUGUUUGCGGAUAUAUUCAUAAAGAAAACCCAAGCAGAAUGGUGUGAAAUUUUUGAUGACACAGAUGCCUGUGUGACACCAGUGUUGACGUUUGAUGAUGUUGCUUCACAUCCUCAUAACAAAGAGCGUGGCUCCUUUCUUAAAAACGAUCAGGAGGAGAUAAGUCCGAGGCCAUCCCCUGUUUUUUCCAGGACCCCAGCUACUCCUUCUUUCAAAAGGGAUCCUUUUAUAGGAGAGCAUACCAAAGAGGUCCUCCUGGAGUACGGUUUUACCAAGGAAGAGAUUUCAAAACUUCAUUCUCUCAAAGUAAUUGAAUCCAACAAUCCAAAAGCUAAUUUGUAAUGCACAACUGCAACCCAAAAAUCUUACACUGGCAAAUUAUAGUUUUGAGUCAGUUGGUGCUGUAGAAGGGGAAGUUUGGGACACUGUUCUGCAUCUCCUUCUUUUUCCCCCCAGAAGAUCAUUGAAAUGAUGCUAAUUAUUACUUGGAUUCUCCUUCCCCCUCCCC